This is a messenger RNA of Lodderomyces jiufengensis, 2925 nucleotides long. RefSeq names its product U5 snRNP GTPase (gene SNU114). NCBI's taxonomy places the organism in Eukaryota, Fungi, Ascomycota, Pichiomycetes, Serinales, Debaryomycetaceae. Gene Ontology annotation, biological process: mRNA splicing, via spliceosome. The record is from RefSeq and is a predicted model, not a curated record. Gene Ontology annotation, molecular function: GTPase activity; GTP binding; U5 snRNA binding. The transcript has a single exon. Gene Ontology annotation, cellular component: cytosol; U4/U6 x U5 tri-snRNP complex; U2-type catalytic step 2 spliceosome. The coding region runs from base 1 to 2925 and encodes 974 amino acids.
AUGAAUGAUAAUGAUGAUGACUUAUUUGAUGAGUUUGGGAAUUAUAUAGGAGAAGGAUCAGAGCCAGAAGAUGAAGCUUCAAAAGAUGGCACAAAUAAUGGAGUUAACAAUGGAGAAUAUUCAUCAGACGAUGUAGAUGAAGAUGCAAUAGAUAUAGAUUCAAAAGAUGAUACAGAAGCAAACCAAGGAGCAUUAGUAAAAUCAACCAUACCCACAAAUGACUCAGAAAUAAUUUACGUCCAACAACAACAACCGGAACUUGUAGAUGAACCAAUAAUUAAACCAGAUUCAACAAAACAAAUGAAAAUUACAAUAGAUACUCAAAAUGAUAAAAAUAUACCAACAACAAUUUACUCCAAGGACUCAAUAAUUGAAAUAAUAAAUGAUAAACCAGAAAGAAUACGAAACUUUGCCAUAGUAGGAGGAAUACAUACUGGAAAAACAUGUUUAAUUGAUCAAUUUAUAAUAAAGACACAUCCAAAUAUAAAUAAACAAACUAAAUCAAAUCCAAAAUUUCAAAAACCUUUAAAAUUCUUAGAUUCUUAUAAAUUAGAAAUUGAAAGGGAAAGUACAAUUAAAACUAAAAAUAUGACUUUAUUACUAGAUAAUUCAAUUAAACAAUCUUAUAUUUUUAAUAUUCUAGAUACUCCUGGUCAUAUUGAUUUUAAUGAUGAAACUAUUGCAGGUUUGGAGUUGAGUGAUGGAGCUGUUUUGGUGGUUGAUGUUGUUGAAGGAUUAACUUUAAGGGAUCAAAUUAUAAUUGAUGAAAUACUAAAAAGAAAUUUUCCAUUGGUGGUUGUCCUCAAUAAGAUUGAUAGAUUGAUAUUGGAAUUAAAAUUAUCACCAAAAGAUUCUUAUUUCAAAAUGUUCAAUAUAAUUGAUGAUAUCAACGAGUAUAUUAAAAGCAAUGAAUAUAGAGACAAGUACAAUUAUACAACAGAAUUAUCACCAUUAAAUGAAAAUGUCAUAUUUGCAUCAUCAAAUUUUGGUUUUACAUUCACUUUAAAAAGUUUUUUAAAACUAUAUAAACAUAAAAUACCAACUGAUCAAGAAUCGGAAUUUUUAUCAAAAUUAUGGGGUGAUUAUUAUUUUAAUUAUGAAACAAAUUGUAUAACAACAGAAUCAGAAAAUGGAAAAUAUCAAAGAACUUUUAUUUCAUUUAUAUUAGAUGCUAUAUAUCAAACUGCAAUCUACGUAUUAACUUCAGAACCAUCUAAUCACAAAAAACUAGCAACUAUGUUAUGGGAGAAUUUUAGAAUAGGUUUACCUAAAGCAGAAUAUAAGAAAGAUAUAAAAAUACUAUUGAAGACUGUAUUUAGUACAAUUUUUAAAAAUGAUACUGGAUUUGUUGAUUCUAUUAUAAAGUCAUUUCCAUCACAGCCUACUCAAAUACCCGAUGAAAAUACACCUGUGCUUGGUAAAGUUUCUAAAUUGGUUGAAUCACCAGAUGGUGAAAGCUUUUUAAGUUUAAGUAGAUUAUACUCAGGUAUAUUAAGAGUUGGUGAUAAAAUUAAAGUAUGUGUUGAAAAUACCAAUGAUACAGACUCAGGACAAACUUUAUACAAAGAAGAAAUUGUCAAGAACAUUUUUAUACUGUAUGGAAGAUAUAAAUUACCAGUCAACGAAGUUAAAUCCAACACAAUUGUGUUAAUAGAGGGUAUAGAUUCAUCCAUUAAAAAAGGAGCAACAAUAAUUUCACCAAACAAUGUCAAAGAUACAGUAUUUAAGUUACCAAAUUAUGAUAUAACUUCAGUAUUCAAAGUUGCAAUUGAACCAAUGAAUCCAGUCAACAGACCUCAAUUACUUGAAGGUUUAAAAAAGAUAUCAAAAGCUUAUUUAUCAUCGGUUAUCAAUAUCGAAGAAAAUGGAGAAAAUAAUAUAUAUGCACCAGGAGAAUUCUAUAUGGAUUGUGUACUAAAUGAUUUAAGAAAUUUUUUCAAUACAAACCUUAAAAUUAAAGUUAGUGAUCCAAUGACGAAAUUUUCAGAAACUUGUGAAACUUCAUCUUUUACAUAUAUCCCCGUAUCAUCAAACAACAAAAAUUUUGAAAUUGCUAUAGUUGCUGAACCAAUGGAAGAUACAUUAUUAAGUUAUAAAAUUGAAAAAGGUAAAAUAAAUGAACAACAAACUAAAAAAGAAAUAUCAAUGUAUUUAAAUCAUCAUUUUAAUUGGGAUUUAAAAAGUUCGAGAUCUGUUUGGUGUUUUGGUCCAAAAGAUUUAAUAGGUCCUGACUUGUUACUAGAAGAUCUUGAUGAAAAUUCAAUUGAUAAUGAAACAGUUAACAAAUUAACUAAGAUCAAAAAUAUAAUUAUUAAUGGUUUUAAAUGGGCAGUUAAUGAAGGUCCAUUAAUAAAUGAACCAAUAAGAAACACAAUGUUUAAAAUAGUUCAUAUGAAUUUCAAUGAUUCAAUUGAAGAAUCAGAUAUAAAUCCAGCACAAGUUAUUCCCUUGAUCAGAAGAUCAUGUUUUAUUGCUUUAUUAACAGCAAAACCAAAAUUAAUGGAACCAAAUUAUAAAUUUGAAAUUAUUUGUUUUCACAAACAUGUUCACGUUAUUAAAAAAAUUUUGGAACAAAGAAGAGGUUUUGUAGUGAAUCACAUUAGAAUAGAAGGUACUCCAUUAUAUAAAUUACAUGGUUAUAUUCCAGUGAUUGAUAGUUUUGGAUUUCAAUCAGAUUUAAAAUUAUAUUCAACUUCUAAAAUUAAAAUUAGUUUAAUUUUUAAUAAUUGGGAUCUAGUACCUGGUGAUAUAUAUGAUUUUAAUUGUGAUUUACCUACAUUAAAACCAGUUCCUAAAAAUUCAUUAUCUAGAGAUUUUUUACUCAAGACAAGAAGAAGAAAAGAUUUAACUGGUGAACCAACUUUACAGAAAUAUAUUGAUAUAGAAAUUUACGAAAAGUUGAAAUCAAAAGGUUUAGUGGUAUAA